Molecule: messenger RNA, 417 nt
Organism: Nematocida major
Lineage: Eukaryota; Fungi; Microsporidia
Exons: 1
Coding region: 1-417 (138 amino acids)
Source: RefSeq, a predicted model, not a curated record
AUGAAGAUAUUUUGGGCUAUUUUUCUGUGUGUAUCCGCCGUAUACGGGUCGAUGGAUAUAGACGCAUGGAGGAUUCGAGACCACGUAAAUCCCUCACUCGCAAUGCACGGAAUAUACGCAGUUCCCGACUACAUGUCCAGGAAAGCACUCAUGCAGAUGUACGACGUAGGAACUACCGCGUACGGAGUGCCCUACGGGGGAAUGUCGGGCUUCAAUGCUGCGUACAUGCACGGGAAAGAGACUGCAGCUAUAAGGGCGCCAAUGCACGGACUAUGUCAGGGCUCGUACAUGGCAGGAGCUGCAAUGUCUUCGCGAAUGAUGGCGAAUAUGGCGAAUGGAUACAGUGCUGGACUCAGGAGUGGGGCAGGAUUCUACCCUUCCCGAGUCUGCGACAGGUACUACUCCCCGUGGAUGUGA